AAAAUAUCUACAAAAAUGCUUGAUCGACCCCUUAAAAUUAGAAUUUUUUUACAACUGAUUUGCGUUGGCAUUGUUUCGGCAAUAUUUUUUUGUAGUGAAAUUGUUCAGCACGAGAUCACAAAAUUAAACCAGAAAGGUGAAACUUUGGCUGAGAAAGUCAACGAAGACGAUUCACAGAAUGUUCGUGACAAGGUAGAUGAAAUUGAGAAACGUUGGGAAGAUUUACUCGAUAAGUCAUAUGAUGAACAACAGAAACUUGAAGACGCUUUAAUCGAGCGUGGUCAAUUCGGUGUUGCUAUUGACGAACUGUUAGUCUGGGUUGAUGAGACAAAAACAAACCUGACCUCAGAAGAAGAAGUACCAAAAGACAAGAAGUUGAUUGAAGUCGAACUGUCGAAACUGAAGAUAAUUGCAAACGAUGUCAAGUCGCAUAAACCCAGUGUGACCAGUUGUCAAGAAGCCGCACAAAAGUUGGUAGACGAAGACAAGGCUCAACCUGAACUAAAAUCCAAACUUGAAGACCUGACUAAAGGUUGGGAUGAAAUCCAAGAAUUGUUAAAAGAAAAAGAAGAUGGCCUUCAAAAUGCUUUUGAUGAAUCGAGAAAGUUCCAAGGACAAGUUCGUGAGUUAAACAUCUGGUUAAGUGAAGCUAAAACCUUCUUGAAAUCAAAAGCUCCGAUCGGCGCGAAAUCCGAAACCGUGGAAAAACAACUGGAUAAACAUAGGGAGUUUGUAAAAGUUAUUGAGGUACGAGAAGAGGUGUACAUAUAUAUCAUCGAGACAUUUGAAAUCCUUAUUAAAUCUAGCGACAUCAGUGGCGCACGAGUUCUGGAGAAAGCCCAAGAGGAGAGUAAAACAUCAUGGUCUGUUGUCUCAAAAUUGUCUCAAGAGAAGUCGGACAAACUUGAAGACGCACUUGAAAAUUCUCGUCUUUUGGAAAGUUUGAUUUCAGAACUGGAGGUAUGGGUUGUGAGGGUGGAAGGAAAUAUAACCUUGUUUUCUGAUGUCAGCACCAUCUAUGAAACCAUCGUUGUGGAAAUGAAAGAUUUUGACGAGAUUUACCAGGAAGUUUCAGACAAACGAGAAGAUUUCCGUACCGUCAGAAAAACAGCUGAUAAGGUGAUUGAGAAUUGUACAGCAGAAGAAGCGAAGGAGGUCAACCACGAGAUCGAUGACCUCACUGAGAAAUGGAAGGGGGUCAACGGUAAACUCAAGACGCGCAAGAAGAUUUUGGACGAUAACUACAACGAAUCUAAAAUAUUCUUUGAAGGUCACGAACAAUUAAUGACGUUCCUUGAUGACGUUGAGAAUAAGAUCAAUAGCGAUUUAUCAGUCGGAAAAGAUGCUCCAUCCGUAAAAGCUCAGAUGAGAAAACACAAGGAAUAUCAAAACGAGCUUGGAAAGAAACAAUCCAAAUUUAACGCAACUGUUAAAGCCGGCAAAACUCUUGUUGAUAAGAGUCAACCGCAUGAAGUGACCAUCAUUGAAGAAAAAAUCACUGUUUUAUCUUCUCGCUGGGACGUUGUGUGUCAUGUUUCUGUCGAUAGGCAACAUCAACUUGAAGAAGCAUUGCUCUUCCAUGGAAUGUUUCACGACGCUGUGCAAGCCCUUGUGGAUUGGAUCGACACAGUCGAGCCAAGUUUGCUUAGCGAGACAGCUGUUAUGGGAGAUGUUAACACCGUAAAGUUGUUAAUCGAUAACCACAAAGCUUUCCAACGUGAUCUUGCAAAACGAGAGAAGAACUAUGAGUCUAUUGUAAAGACUGGAGAAGCGAUGUUGGAGGAAGGAAAAGUCGAUGAUGUUGAAGCUUUAAAGGAGGAACUAGACAAUCUAAAGAACCGAUGGGAAAAUGUAGGACAAGCUUCUGUAACUAAACAGGAGCGCUUGCAAAACGCUUUCACUCUUGCGAAGGAAUUCCAAACUGGUGCAAAAUCAUGCUUAGAUAACAUAAAUUCUUUGGAAGAUGAACUAAAGGGACAAGGUCCUAUUGCAGAAGAUGCUCCUGGCAUUAAGAAGCAGCAAGAAGAAUUUAUUGUUUUUAUGGAAACAUUGGAAGAAGAAGAAGUGCGUGUUAAUACUUUGUUAAAGAAAGGAGAAGUUAUUCUCAGGUUCUGUCACCCGUCAGCAUUAACCACAAUUCGACAUCACAUAGCAGUUGUUAAAAAGCGAUGGAAUGACAUAUCUGGUUGGGCGAAACAACGCAAAACUAGACUCGAUGAAGCUCUUGAGCAACUACUGGAAGAGGAGAAGUUGUCGGCGUUGCUUUUAGAAUGGCUUACUGAACAGGAGGAUAUUUUAGAUCAGCGGGAAAAAAUUCCACUUCCUGAUGAUUAUAAUGUACUCACAGAACUGCUUGAAGAACAUAAGUUAACUCAAGAUGGUGCUGAGCAGAAACAACCAGACUACAACAAGAUCACUAAAAACGCCAGAAGAAAACCGUUAACUGACCGUCAACGUCGAGCAAUGUCAGCUGCUUCUCGUGGACGACAAGAUCCAAAUGCUUCAAAGAGAGAUUUUUUCAACCCAAUGGUUUCACAGCUGUAAAGGUUGCAACGCUAUUGGUUAGUGCUUAUGGACCGCAACAGACGUCUUCAAGAAAAACUAGACCAAAUCCGCAUUCGCAAAGCCGCUGCGGAGUUUAGCUGGGAUGAAUGGAAAGACCGCUUUAAUGGCUGGUUGCGUGAAUCUAAAUCAAGAGUUCUUGACAUGUGGCGAAAGAAUGACAACGAUAAGGAUAACAAACUUACUCGCGAUCAGUUUGUGCAUGCAAUAGACGAUACUUCUUUCCCUGCGGAACGAUGGGAGAUUGAACUUGUGUUCGAUCAACACAAACGUCAUAUUCUCAUUACGUAUCAAGACUUCAUGGAUGCUCUGAAAGGACGAAAACGCAAGCCUGAUAAACCGCUGACUGAAGCUGAACAAAUUCACGACAUCAUUGGCGCAGAAGUCUCCAAAUGUUGUUGCGCGGAGAUGUACAAGAUGGAAAAGGUUGGAGAAGGAAAAUACAAGUUUGGAGACAUGCAGAAAUUACGUUUGGUACGUAUAUUGCGAAGUGUGGUGAUGGUUCGUGUUGGCGGUGGAUGGGAAACCCUAGCUGAAUUCUUAGAUAAAAAUGAUCCCUGCAGAGCUGAAGGACGAACAAACUACGAGCUUCGAGAGAAAUUUAUCAUGCCUGAGCACGCCAGUCAGGGUAUGCAAGCCUUCAAAUCAAAUUUCGGAAAGAAAGAACCUUCCAUGACACGAGAUCGUCCUUCCGUAUCAAGAGAGGGCUCAAGCUCAGGUAUUCCUAGAAGAAUUACCCGAGAGAAAUCUGGUGGUGAUAUAAAAGGUGGUCGUCUUUCUGUACCAGGCAUGACGAGAAAGAAAUCUGAUUUAGAUAGGGAAGGCAGGAAUAUACCAACUUACAAAUCUAAGGAUUACUCUGGUGUGAGAGGUAGUGGAUAUGGCACGUCUCCAAAGAAAAAGAGUCCAAGUGCAGAUUCGCCUAUGACUAGAACACCUUCACAACCUAAAAUCAGUCGUGAACGAUCUGGUGACGUCUACUCUAGGUUGUAUGGAACACCCAAAACAACAGCAGGAAAAACUACAGCCACGCCUCGAACCUCUACCAGUACCGCAUCAAAAAGCGCUACCCCAAGAACUUCUAGUGCAAAAACGCCUACAAAAUCCGCUGUCCCAAGAAGAACGUCAUCUUCUAGUACUGACAAAGAAACCAAGAAAAGCACUUCCACCAAGGAACCAGCUGUACCACGUGUCUCCGUGACAGGAACAGAUGGUUCUUCUAGUCCACCAAAAGGUGCAACCACCAAACCCCGUACAGGAGGUGUUUUCGAACGGUUAACCACUCAAGGUACAGCCACCAAGAAAGGAGUAGCGAAGAAAGGAACUGACGCUUCCACAAAAACAGACGGAGCAACGAAGAGAAGGACGUCGACCAAAAAAUAGAUUCGCAAGUUACGUGAACGCGCGAGUUACGUAAACGCGCUACAAAACUAAACGAGUCUUUCUGAAGAAAAAGAAGGACGAAAAUAAACAUUAAAAGACAACAAAAAAUAACAAUAUUAUAAACGAAAUUUACAUUCAUUUGUAACUUCUUAGGAUAUUUUUAAAACUUAGUCUUUGAAACAGAUUUCAAUUUAGUUUUUUUUAAAACAAACAAAAGUGCAGCCAAUCCUUGGUCGCCAUGAAUGAAAAAAUUCUGUUAGUUCAUACUUACGUUGUGUUUCAAAUUUAGUUGUUUACAAUUUCGUAAAAUUAUUUUUUUGACAAUUUAUUAACUUUUGUACUUUUUUUUGUAUAUAGUCAGCACUUUUAUGGAUGCCUACAUUGUAAAUGAUGCACCUUAUCUACGCUUGUCUAUCUGUAACUUUAAUAACUUAUUUUUCGAUAGACUUCACAACGAUACGCACGUGGAAUUUCUUUAUGUUUUUUUGUACGGACAAACCCUAUUAAAAUAACAAACUUUAGAGUGACUUCAAUUCGGCCUGUGUUGAAGUCAUUCUUCAGGAAAGUAACAUUUUAGGAGAUUUAUCAUGGCCUGUAUAAGUCUUUUGAAAUGUUACUUGAAAGCGAGGCUUUUUAUAUAUUACAUCUUGGCCUGUUUAGCCUCGUUUUAAUAUAGGGUUCUUAGAAAUUAGGAUAGGAAAAAAAGAAUCUGUUUUUUUUGUAAUAUUUGUGUUUGUGUUGUGUAAAUAUUUGUAAACAUUUAGGGAAAUAAGAAUUGAAAAUAUAAUUUAACAAAUAAAAUUUUGUCUCAUUUAUCUCUGUUGUUUCAAAGAAGGAGUAAGUGGUUAAUCAACGAACAAAUUCCUUCCAGAAAGGUUCUUUUGGUGCUUUGGUAGCUUAGACGUCGUGGUGGAGAAGAACAACACCAUUACACAUGCGGUUUAUAACUAGCGAUGACUCGAAAGUGUAAGCUGAUGCUGCUGAGAAGCAAGAAGUCCGGUGAAUGGGUUUGAGGGCUUAUGAUACGAGGAAAAAUAUGCCUACUGCACACCCGUAUCAAAAAAGCGAAAAGAGGCCCUGGUGACGAGGUUGCUCUUAUUAUUUUCACAUUUUUCAGUGAUCCAACUGGUGUUUUCUUUUCUUUUCCAAAUUAUUGUAGUGUUUCCAC
This is a messenger RNA of Hydractinia symbiolongicarpus, 5113 nucleotides long. RefSeq names its product microtubule-actin cross-linking factor 1, isoforms 6/7-like. NCBI's taxonomy places the organism in Eukaryota, Metazoa, Cnidaria, Hydrozoa, Anthoathecata, Hydractiniidae. Gene Ontology annotation, biological process: wound healing; intermediate filament cytoskeleton organization. Gene Ontology annotation, cellular component: membrane; cytoplasm; intermediate filament. The record is from RefSeq and is a predicted model, not a curated record. Gene Ontology annotation, molecular function: microtubule binding; structural molecule activity; calcium ion binding.